Messenger RNA from Baudoinia panamericana UAMH 10762, 1596 nucleotides. RefSeq lists its product as uncharacterized. The transcript has a single exon. Bases 1 to 1596 code for a protein of 531 amino acids. NCBI's taxonomy places the organism in Eukaryota, Fungi, Ascomycota, Dothideomycetes, Mycosphaerellales, Teratosphaeriaceae. The record is from RefSeq and is a predicted model, not a curated record.
AUGUGGAGAUUAUUGGUGCUGUAUGUUGUGCAGGUAACGUUCGCAUUACGUUUCAGUCUCUACUCGUCCGUCUCCGUGACGGCGACACACUCUUUUGCGCUGGGGUUUUCUGCGAAGCAGAUGGUCGUCUCGUUGGUUCCUUUGCUCGUCGGUGUCGCUGCCCAAAGUUCUGUCACUUCUCUUUCCGCACUCCCAUCGGCCGUAUGUGAAUUGAUCAACUGUGAAGUGUCACAGGUACAGGCACGCAGCAGCGCAACGCCGUUUUGUUUUUCAUUUCUUGGACCUCAGGUCGUGACUUCGACCGUGACCAGUACCACUUCCACGUACGGAUGGCUUCACAUCUUACCGACGAGAAGGGUACUGCCGAUCAUGAAGCACAGAAUAAUAUCUAAAACGUUAGCAGUGAGCACAGCGACCAUCACGCCGAGUACAGUGACCGUUACCGGCACUAUUACUUCGACAAUAACCGUCUGCGCAACGCCGACAACUGUCAAUGCCAAGUACAAGCGCAGUCUGCCAAGCUCUUCCUCCUCUUCCUUGUCCAUACCCUCACCUCUCAAGACCAUAGCGUCUUCGCUAAUCUCAAGCGCAUGCCGCUGCUUGAGCAUCCCGCUCUCCACCACAACGUGCCCCCUUACCAUUUCGAAGACCGCGACACCGGUGACCAGCGUCACUGCAAAGACAACCCUAUCCGCCGUUACCGUCACAGUCACGCCCAAGGUCACAAUCACCAGCUGUUCGGGCUCCUCAUCUUCUCGUGCGCCGUCUAGCAACGGUCCGUCGUUCACUUCUAGCGUGCGCUCUUCGGCCCGGACUUCGGCUAGUUCGAGCGCGUCGUUGUUAGGCACGCAAUUAGGGAGAAACUCUUCGCCAGGCGUGAGCAGCUCUUCGCCAGUCGUUAGCUCCUCGCCAGUCAUCAGCUCCUUGCCGGUCUUGAGCUCUUCGCCGGUCGUCAGCUCUUUGCCCGGUGUUAGCAGCUCCUCGCCUGUUGUCAGCAGCUCCUCGCCAGUCAUCAGCUCUUCGCCAAUCGUUAGCACUUCAUCGCCGGUCGUCAGCUCUUCAGACGAUCCCAGCACUUCCAGCACCCCUACCACAGCGAGCGACCCUACUUUGAGCACCUCGAGCACCUCAAGCACCCCAAGCACAGCCAGCGCAUCCAGCACACACAGCACAACCAGCACAUCCAGCACAUCCAGCACAUCCACCACUUCCAGCACAUCCAGCUCCACUGUCGCUUCUCCCACGCCACCCCCCUUCAGCGCGGCGGCAUGUCAAGACAUCUCAUCUUGCGGAGGAUGCUAUGCGUACACAAUGUUCUUUGCUGGUUCUGGCGUAACGGCUCAAUACACUGGGAUUUACGACCCAUUUGAGGAAUGUAAUCCACCAGAUGCCCCAUGUUUGACCCUCCCCGACUGUGCCAGCUUUGGAUGGGAUUUCUUUACCAUGCAAUACGAUACUGCCGACAACGAUUGGGAGUGUUUCCCCAUGGACCCGCCAGAAGCGGGCAAUUGUCCAUACACCAUCGUGAACUCCGCGCGCCUCUCCGUAUACGGCUUUUGCCGCAGCAAAUGUGUGUCCCUCAAUCAUCGCCGCUAA